AUGGAGCCCAAGUCUGCAGCUCCAGGCCUGUCCCAUCAUCUGCAUGGCGUAUUAACCGAGCUACAUCGCCAACCUUAUCCUUACGUCCCAAAUCCCCCAACCUGCAAGAAACGCGCCUCGGUUGCCUUGAUUAUUCGGGUACGACCAACCUACGACCAUUGGCCCAGCACGAACCUCGCAAAUGAUGCUUCUCAGCCAGUCCAACAACGUUUAGAUGAUAUGGCGAACCGGAGGUUCUGUUCAUCAAGCGUGCUUCGCGCGUGGGGGGACCGAUGGACUGGCCAUGUUGCCCUACCGGGUGGAAAGCGAGAUCCGGAAGAUGUAGAUGACAAGGCUGCAGCUAUCAGGGAAGCUUCAGAGGAAAUCGGAUUGGAUUUGACAACGGAAGAUACAAUUAGUGUGGGCAAUCUCCCUGAGCGGGUGGUCACUACCAGCUGGGGGUCCGAACCGUUGAUGGUUCUUUGUCCCUUCGUCUUCCUCACGACUCGCAGCGACUCCCCGACCCUCAGAUUGCAGCCCACAGAAGUAGCAUCCACACAUUGGAUCCCCCUGCGCGCUCUCCUAUCACCAUCACUGCGGACCGUGGAAUAUGUGGAUAUGUCGCAGCGCUUCGCUCGACAAGGCGGGUUUCUGACCCGUCUUGCAAUUAGGUCUCUGAUGGGCUGGAUGCAGUUCUCGGCCGUGAGGCUCCUCCCGUCGGAAACUCAUCAAUGCACUACAAUUCCAGGAUUUGUUCCUGAAGAGAAUAUACUCAAACCUUCCCUGGUGGAGCGCUUCAAAGGGUGGUGCCUAAGUGGGCAAGCAGAUUCGAGUGACACUGCCCGCCCGCUGCUCCUCUGGGGUCUCACCCUCGGCAUUCUGGCUGACUUCUUGGAUAUGCUCCCUCCCCAUCAGGCUGUGCAGUUGUGGAAAUAUCCAACCUUUACCGUUCCUGAUCUGCGGCUGAUUGUGAGCAUCGUGACAUAUAAUCUGCGGAAGCGUAAUGCACUCAAUGUGAGAUCGGGUGCUCGUCCCAGUAACACGGCCGCUGAUAGCGAAACGGCCGCACUCUCAGUCACACAGGAGACGAAUGUUGAACAUGACCACAAUGAAGUGGGCAUGGGUGGCCUCGGGGUAGGAAGAUAUUACGGACCGACAGACCAAGCAAGAGAUGGGACUUCUUAUGCUGUUGGGAUCAUGCUCCGCGGGUAUUAUGACCGCUUGCGCAUGGCAAUCUGGGUUUUCCUGGCCUGGCGUGUCGUCAUUGGUUCAAUUGCUGGUAUUUCAGCUUGGCGGAUUCUUCGACGACUGCGUUGA
Molecule: messenger RNA, 1296 nt
Organism: Penicillium mononematosum
Lineage: Eukaryota; Fungi; Ascomycota; Eurotiomycetes; Eurotiales; Aspergillaceae
Product: NUDIX hydrolase
Exons: 3
Coding region: 1-1296 (431 amino acids)
Molecular function (GO): coenzyme A diphosphatase activity
Source: RefSeq, a predicted model, not a curated record